AUGGCUCCUCGCAAGAACAACAAUCGCAAAGAAACUGCUGCCAAGAAGGCCAGCAAGACAGCGGCCGGCAAGGGCAAGAAGAAGGCCGCCGCCACCAAGGCCAAAAGCAAGCAGACCAAGAGUCCUCCACCACCCGUCAACGACGAGAACCGCCCCAACAAUGGACAAACACGCGAGGAGGAAAAUCUCACUUUGUCUCGCCGCAGCACUCGUCGUCGUAUCCAACAAAAGCAGGUGAACUACCAAGACGAUGGAUCGGACACGGAUCCUGUUUCGUCGGACGAAGAAGACGUCGUCGAAGAGCCAACCGUUUCCAAGCCCAAGACAGCGCCGAAGGCGGCCAAGAAAGCGCCGAAGGCGGCCAAGAAAGCUGCUGCUCCCAAGAAAGCAGCGGCUGUCAAGGCCAAGAAAGGCGCCACAACGACGGCCGCCAAGAAGAAAUCCAGCAAGAAACAAAAGGUGGCAUUGAAGAGUCCUUCGGUUCGUCCUCCCGACGGUGAUUCGCCCCGCGUCAUUGUCGGACGCGAGGAGACGCCUCCUCCUGUCGAUUGGCGUUGUUUGGACGCACUCGAUUAUUGA
Seminavis robusta is the source of this 579-nucleotide messenger RNA. The record is from the annotation of a GenBank genome assembly. NCBI's taxonomy places the organism in Eukaryota, Bacillariophyta, Bacillariophyceae, Naviculales, Naviculaceae.